AUGGUCACUGGCAAUGUAUCAGUUGCCAACAACAACAACAACAAUGUAGUUGAUAAUAAUAAUAAUAGAACAAGGAACAAUGAGUCAUUGGUAAUGGCAGAAGACACUCCAAUAUCAUCACCUCCAACAAUCCAACAACAACAAUCAAACAACAAUGAAAAGACACCUACUACCCAAAGGAGUGAAGGUGGUGGAUCUUUGGGCAAGAAGUAUACUCAUUCUCCGGAGAUGAUUGGAAGGAGUGGACACUUGGAAGAGAUGGACAACAAACCAAAGACAAACAACAUUCAGGGCCGAGCCACCGAUGAUGAUAUCUCGGACGAUCGCUAUAUUGAAGAGAGUCUGGUUAACCUGGCCAAUGAUGACCCUAAUGUCGCACCAGGCCGUGAGAACUCCAAGAUCUUUAUUCCAUCAAGCCAAAGACAGUCGGGCAAUCAAUCCUUGCCCCUUACACCAUCCACUACCAAGGCUACGUCAGUCGCCCAGGAGGAAGACUUGGUACCAUCGGGGAACAAUGUAAUGGGACGUCCAUCAACACCACAUCAUCCACAGUCACCAUAUAAGAACAAUGUCCAAUAUACAUCUGCACAGCAACAACAACAGCAACAACAAAUGCAGUUGCAACAACAAUUACUACUACAACAACAGCAACAACAGAUACCACCUCCAAAUGGAAACAGAGGAAGAAAGCGAACCCAGUCAUUGGAUGAGAAGGGGCUGGCUCUCCAAGCAGCUGCCGCAGCUGCUGGUCCAAAGGGGACGGGUGUCAUUUACCCUCCUGGCGUCCAACAGCAACAACAACAGCAACAACAACAUAAUUCCAAUGUUAUGAAGGGUAGUGCCAGUGACAAGAUGUUCUUACAAUAUAGUAUGCAAUCAGCUCCAACCCAACAGCAGCAACAACAGCAACAGCAACAUAUGCAAUCAAUGUUCCCCAGCAAUAAUAAUGGCAGUAUGGAGGACUUUGAAAGAAGGCGCAGGAAUCAACUUCAACAAGAACAACAAAUGCUUCUGCUUCACCAACAACAGCAGCAACAGCAACAACAACAGCUUCAGCAACAGCAACAGCAGCAACAGCAACAACAACAGCAACAAAGACUUAUGGGUGAUGCUACCAACCGAGAGGAAGAUCUUGCUGCAUCAGCAUACUCAAUAUCAAUGACAAUCAGACAGUUGUUGACCAAGGUUGAGAGAAUGGAAAGGGAGCGAGAGAUAUUGGUAAGCGAGAAUAAGAAGCUCAAGAAGGAUGUUGGUGAGCUAGAGACACUUGGCCAGAAGGCUACCAUCUCCAUUGGUCAGCUUAUGGAUGACACAUCUAGGUUGAGAAGCAGUAAGGAGUUGCUGUCCAAUCGAAAUGCACUGUUGCAACAAACAAACGAUAUCAUCCAGUCACAGCUGAAGACUCUACUCUCAUGCUGUUCACCGUCCACCCAUUGA
Molecule: messenger RNA, 1437 nt
Organism: Acytostelium subglobosum LB1
Lineage: Eukaryota; Evosea; Eumycetozoa; Acytosteliales; Acytosteliaceae
Exons: 2
Coding region: 1-1437 (478 amino acids)
Source: RefSeq, a predicted model, not a curated record